CAAACGAUUGUAGCUACUGAAUAAUCAUAACACGUAACUAUUAUUAUUUUAAUAACUGUAUUCAUUUCAAAGUGUAUGCCCUCUGACGAAUGGAAAGAAGAAGUAGAAGUACUAGAGAGUAUUUUAGGAACUGAAGUAUUGUACAAUGAUGUAGCAGGAGACGAAUUGUGCGUUCAGUGCUUAGUUAACUUGCAGACCAAGAAUAUCACUGUUUUCAGCUCUGUAAACUUGGGGGUAAAAGUUAUCUUGCCCCAGUUCUACUUUCAUGUAAACCAUCAGAUAAAUAUCCUGAACAGGAAAAUCUAGCAUCAUUAAGUGUAAACUGUGUGUGGCUGUCAAAAGAUGAACUUGAAUCGGUAGAACACCACUUGAAAUCAUUGUGGACUGAAGGGGAGCCAGUAAUUUUUGACAUGAUCACAUGGAUUCAAGAUAACCUGCUGGAGCACCUGAAUAUAUAUGAUGAGAUCCACAUCCCUGACUCAGCUGAAGGAUACUGCUGUGACGCUGUGACUAGAAUUUCAAUUCUAGAUCAAAGUAACAAGGAUAGCACCGUCAAGCUGUUCAAAACCCAAUCUCACGACUGUUGUACUUGUUUCUGUGAGUUUCCUGGGGAGGAUCUGUGUCUGCUGACUUGUUUACAUCCGUACUGUGUAGACUGUAUUGCCACGCUGAUUGUGGUUCAGUUUGACAGCGGUAGAUACUGUAAUAUGAACUGCUCACUCUGUGAUACAUUUGUUGGGCGGGACACUAUUGAACAGUUUAUGGAAAAGGCGAAGUUCCCUAUAUGGGAGGAGCGGUUUUUAAUGCAAUCUGUUGAAGAAAUUGAUAUGGUAUUGUUUUGUCCUCGGUGCAAUGGUUAUGCUGUUCGGGGAGAAGACAAUCUAGACACCUGUGCCUCGUGUCAGUUUAUCUUUUGUGAUCGUUGUAAUAGCACCUGGCACCCAGGAGAGUGUGAGACGUUUGAGCAUGUUUCAGGAAUUCCCUCAGACGAAGCAACUGCUGAAAAGGGAGAAGCUAAGAGAUUAAAGGCGGUGGCCAAGAAGAAUGAGAAGCUUACUCAGCUUAUGAAGAGAGCGUUUUUAAAGCCUUGUCCUAAAUGUAGAUGCUGGGUGAUGAGGGAUACUGGAUGUAACCACAUGAAGUGUGCUCUGUGUAAAACAGAUUUCUGUUACAUAUGUGGUAGGCCCGGCGGGUACGGCUGUUGUGAGUAUGAGGCAGUGAGUGUGCCAAAUGACAUGGAAGAUCUUACUGAUUUACAAGCAGUUGAGGUUGGCAGAGUAAAUUUGAUCGAAACAAAGUGGUCAGAGAAUAUUAUUCAAUAUGAUGCCAAGGCAGAAGAAAUUACAAAAUGUCCCAAAUGCAAAAGUAAAAUUCAGCGUAUUGAUGGUAAUAAUCAUGGUAAUUGCAUAGUUUGUAAGACCCAGUUCUGUUUUCUGUGUCUUACUGUGACAAAGGGAACAGGGCAUUUUCAAUCACGCGGCUGUCGUCAACAUGGAGGGCCGGUCAAGACGUGAAAUUAAUGAUUAAAGAUAUUUAAAGGACUGAAGUAGAAGUAUUGUAAUAUUUGGUUGUGUGAAUUGUGAGAUAUAAAGUACUAAAGUAUAUGUUUAACUUUACACCAAUACUGGUGUGUCUUAGAACUAUAAUUCCACAGUUUUUAAGAACAACUAAAAUUGGAGCAAUGAUUAUAAUUAUAUUGUGGUGUGUUAUGUGGUUAUAUAGGAUCCAAUGUUAUAUCGAUACAGUUUUUCGUAAAAGCACCGCUGGUUACUUAGAUAGAACAAAUCGUCAUCAUUGCGUUGUACUCUUUUAUAGUUCUUUGAACGAUUGGCUGUGGAUUUUAACGAAUAUUGAUCAUACUUGGGCACACAGUAACUCAGUAACAUUUUAUAUAUUGGUUUCGAGAUUUAUUAGUUUUAAAUUACUUUAUAAAGUUAAUUGUUGUCUUGUUUUUUAUUCUAGCUUGCAGUAGUUUCACACUUUAUUUGAUGAUAGCUUAUUGUGUUUAUUGUGUAGAUUAUUUAAUGUACGGAUGAACUAUAAUAUUUUAUAAUGCUGUUC
Messenger RNA from Bolinopsis microptera, 2061 nucleotides. RefSeq names its product E3 ubiquitin-protein ligase RNF14-like. The record is from RefSeq and is a predicted model, not a curated record. NCBI's taxonomy places the organism in Eukaryota, Metazoa, Ctenophora, Tentaculata, Lobata, Bolinopsidae. Gene Ontology annotation, biological process: proteasome-mediated ubiquitin-dependent protein catabolic process; protein linear polyubiquitination. Gene Ontology annotation, molecular function: zinc ion binding; ubiquitin-protein transferase activity; ubiquitin binding. Gene Ontology annotation, cellular component: ubiquitin ligase complex. The transcript has a single exon. Bases 411 to 1514 code for a protein of 367 amino acids.